UAUCGGGGUUCAUUAAAGUAAAAUCUAAAACGUCAGCAUUUGUUAUUGUCUCAUACAAUUAUUAAACUUUAAAAUAGUGAAUUAAAUAUAAAUUGAUUAUGGGUGAUAAGAAGACGAGUCCGUUGGACAUAAACGGGCAAAAUUUCAACGCCAACAUGUACCUUGAAAAGUUAUUCAAGGAAAACAACCUGAAACAAGUUAUGGAUCAUGAAACUGAGAUCGUGAAAGAUACACAAACUCUUCAUUCCGAUAUGCAAACAUUGGUCUAUGAAAAUUACAACAAAUUCAUCUCAGCAACUGACACCAUCAAGAAGAUGAAGAAUGAUUUUAAACAAAUGGAGGCAGAAAUGGACCUGUUGGCAUCCAACAUGGAUUCAAUCACAUCCUUCUCAGACCAGAUAAGUUCCACUUUAAGUGAUACCAGACAACAAAUUAGUAAACUAUCAGGUACUCAUACAUUACUGAAAAGACUGCAGUUUCUUUUUAAAUUACCAGCAACAUUAAAAACCAGAAUGGAAGAGAAAGAUUUUACUAAUGCUGUAAAAGAUUAUCUGCAUGCACAGAGAGUAUUGCAACAGUAUGGUGCAAUGCCUUCAUUUCAAGGCAUUCAAACAGAUUGCGAUUUGAUUGUAAAAGAACUAAAAGAGGAAUUGCGUCGCCAAUUCUCGAAUCCAAACGCAUCCGCUAAAGAACUAGCGACCUCAGUUGAUUUACUACUGCAAUUAGAUGAGCCUGCUAAAGAAUUGUGCAUGGAAUUUUUAUCUUGUUCAGAAAAACGUCUGAGUGAACAGCUUGUAAUGCUAAGAGACCAAAGUGAAGAGAGAGAUAUUACCGAAUUCGUUGAUUUGGGUUGCUCUGGCUUCCUGAGUGAUCUUUGUUUGAUGGUAGCUUCAUUUCACGACAUGUUCAUAAACAGAAUGAACACUGAUAACAUUGAAAACAGUGAGAUUUUCGAAAAUUUCGCUGCGACCGAAAUGAAUUCGUUCAUUUUGCAAAACAUGAAUCGAUAUUUUGAUCUUAUGCGGACUAAAGUUGAGAUGGAGCAAGAUGUCGGCGAUACGAUUGUCAUAGUAAAAGCUUUAGAUCGUUUCUAUCGCAGAUUACAAGCUAUGAAUACGCUAUGCAUAAAUGUUGACUUUGAAAGCAGCGGAACUGAUAUUGUCAUCAAUGCUGGUAAGAAACAAGCAAAGGGACACUUGCAAGUAUUAAAACUUUACUUUGCUGAGAGUAUUACGAAAGUACGACAAAGCUUAGCCAGUCAGAAGAUUCUCAAUCAAGAAGAGAACUCAAAGAAUCUCACCGAGUUGUUAAGCUCGUUGAUUAUGACAACUGUCGAAAAAAUUAAGGGCGUUCUUCAGGAUUUAGUUGUGUUUAUUCAACCUGAAGUACAUUUUGGACAGAAAAAUAAGUUUAGGGAUAGUUUUUGUGUGGAUAAUGUACGAGAAGGUUUGAUUGUAUGCUUUCUACAUCAUAUUACUGCAACAGCGAGGAGUUUUUGUUCGAAUAAUGUCUCGGAUCCAAAAGUGCCGCCGACAUUAUUGUUACUUCUGUCGAAGUUUUGCGUUGAUUUUCAGAAUGGUAGCGUACAUUAUUUGUUGUCACAAACUGAUGAAUUAUUUCACAUAAAUCCGAAAUCAUCAUCUGCGCUUACAACUGAAAACGAAUUGAACACUUCAAUGCAAGAAUCCGCUCAGGAAUUGUUGAAUUAUUUCGUUAGGAUUCAAGGAUUGAAUGUUUCACAGAUGUUAAGAAAAAGUGUGGAGACUCGUGAUUGGCUUCACACAAUUGAACCUCGUACAGUGCGUGCGGUGAUGAAGCGCGUUGUUGAAGAUAUCGCCGCUAUUGAUAACACUGUCGCGCUGCUUUAUGAAGAUCAAGGCACCGCAACUGAACACAGCAGUGAUUCUAGUCGCAAAACUCACAGUAUUUCCGUAUCGAAACAUCAAUUCCGAUCAAAUUGGUCCACCUACACUCCAAAUCAUUUAGAUUCCACUCUCGUAUCCAAUAUGCACAAGUUAUUCAGUGAGAGGAUUGAGAUAUUCAGCACAGUGGAACCGAAUAAGAUAUCUAUAUUAACUGGUAUUAUUAAAAUAAGUCUGAAGACUUUUAUGGAGUGUGUGAGGCUGAAAACGUUCAGUAAAUACGGAUUGCAACAGAUUCAAGUGGACACACAUUAUCUGCAGCUUUAUUUGUGGAGAUUCGUCGCUGACGAGAAUUUGGUACACUUUUUACUCGAUGAAAUUCUUGGGUCUGCUGUUCAUCGCUGUUUGGAGCCAGUUUUGAUGGAACCGAGCGUCGUUGACAUUAUCUGUGAGCGUGGAUAAAGUUCAUCAGGUUUGUUUCGACAAGAUCACGACACAGCUCCAUGCCUGGACGUUGGGCACGAUUUCCCAUUCUGGUGUGUGCCAGGGCCAUGUAACCCUCUUUCUCAGAAAGGGAGAUUUCCAGUUGGGUUAUUGUGCGUCCCACUUCGUUUAUCUGACGCACAGUCUGAAAAUUUGAUGGUAAAAAAACAUUUUUAUUAGUUAUUUACAUGUAAACACUUACUUCAGCAUGUUGUAUCUCCAUUUUGUAUUUGGACUCUUUUGUUUCUUCAAUGCGACUGCGGAAUGCUUCAUUAACAACGUCAUAUUGAUUCUUUAAAUCUUGCAUUCCUUGAUUAAUAAUCAUAUCGAUAUAGACGACUAACAUUCGAGAACUGUUUAUUUCUCUCGCUCCACGUUCAAUGUUUUCUUUUGAGAAAAGCUGCCAUUCUUCCAUUGUAAUGGUCCUAAGUUUACAAAAUAUUAAAUCAAAAAGUAAAAUAAUAUGUCUAAUAAUUUCUUACGCUGGGUCUAAUGGUGCAUGUCCAUGAUACAUGCUCAACUGAAGACUUUUUUCAUCCAGUCCCAAAUUAUGCCCGUCUAUUUUAAGCACAUUUACUUUAUCCUCAAGAUCUCUGUCCAUGAAAUAAACAGUACUUCUCAAACGUCUAAGUUGCUCCUGAGUUUGUUCCAAAUUUUUGGAGAUUAGCAACUGAAUUCCCGUCAACAUCUCGCGUUCCUUCAGCAGUUCCUGUUCGACCAUAUCGUGACACAAGUCAAUCCCCAGACGUCCUUCUCGAAGGAUAAUACAUUUCUGGCAGAUAUUGGUACAUUCUUUCAUCAGAUUCAGACAGUCCCUGAUACGAUCCGCGUACAUUACCAAGCUGUCUUUUUCAUUAACUACCGCACGGCGUUGUUUAUCGAUUUCAUUUCGCAUGAAUUCAAUCUCAUCGAUCUUUUGUUGCAGAUUGUGAUCGACUUCUCGCUUGUUCAUUGAUGUAAUUUCACAUACUUGCGUGUUAGUCUAAAAACAGUUCUUUAUUUACUUAAAUCUUUAAAUAUUAAUAAAUUAUUUACUCUAUCACAUUCUGCAAGGAUUUUAUCGGCUAAUUGCUGCUGGUCCUGGCAAGUUCUAUACUUCAAUCGAUUGUUCAAGUGCCAUUCUCCCAAUGAAAACCUAGAAAUACAAAAUUAUAUUUAAUUAAAGUUACAUGAAGCAUAUUUUAUACCUGGGUGGCGGAGGUGGAAUUACCACGACGUGUUCAUUUACUAAAUUGGUUAAAGUCAUUGUUGGUUUAUUGUAAACGCUUGUCUUCGGUCUUUCGCAAUUCAUGGCUGUAAAAAUAACAAUAAGUUUUAUAAAAUAUCGGUUUGAUGUGUGACAAUUCAAUUGAUGCCAAAAAUGUAAAUAA
This is a messenger RNA of Dalotia coriaria, 3715 nucleotides long. RefSeq names its product vacuolar protein sorting 51 (gene Vps51). Gene Ontology annotation, cellular component: membrane; GARP complex; EARP complex. Gene Ontology annotation, biological process: lysosomal transport; Golgi organization; endocytic recycling. The record is from RefSeq and is a predicted model, not a curated record. The transcript has 6 exons. Bases 99 to 2324 code for a protein of 741 amino acids. Lineage: Eukaryota; Metazoa; Arthropoda; Insecta; Coleoptera; Staphylinidae.